Messenger RNA from Hirsutella rhossiliensis, 1149 nucleotides. Its product is annotated as crcB-like protein, camphor resistance (CrcB) domain-containing protein. Gene Ontology annotation, molecular function: fluoride transmembrane transporter activity. NCBI's taxonomy places the organism in Eukaryota, Fungi, Ascomycota, Sordariomycetes, Hypocreales, Ophiocordycipitaceae. Gene Ontology annotation, biological process: fluoride transmembrane transport. Gene Ontology annotation, cellular component: membrane. The coding region runs from base 1 to 1149 and encodes 382 amino acids. The record is from RefSeq and is a predicted model, not a curated record. The transcript has a single exon.
AUGUCCGGGCCGGGCGACGUCGAGGUCGCCGCCGACGAGGGCCGCGGCCGGGCCAGCCAUGUCGCAGCCGCCAAUGGCCACGGCAGUCCUCAACAAGCAGACGUCUUCAAGACGGUGGCCGCCGAGCCGUCGUCGCCGCCGAGGCUGCUCGCCACCCGCGUCUACACCCUGUCCUACCUCGUCUUCUUCUCCCUGCUCGGCACCCUGGCGCGCCUCGGGCUGACGGCCCUGACGCACUACCUCGACUCGCCCGUCAUCUUCGACUCGGUCUGGGCCAACUUUGGCGGCAGCCUCGUCAUCGGCUUCCUCGCCGAGGACCGCAACCUGUUCCGCCACGAGGGCGCCGUCGACGACAGAAAGGCCCAUCUGGCGCUCAAGAAGACGGUGCCGCUCUACAUUGGCCUGGCCACCGGCUUCUGCGGGAGCUUCACCAGCUUCUCCUCCUUCAUCCGCGAUGCCUUUCUCGCCCUGUCCCAUGACCUGGUCGCGCCCGGGCACGCGUCGACGGCCGGCAGUCGCGGCGGCGGCCAGUCCUUCAUGGCCCUGCUGGCCGUUGUCGUCACCACCGUCUCGCUCUCGCUGUCGGGCCUCUUCCUGGGCGCGCACCUGGCCUGUGCCGCCGAGCGCCUGACGCCGUCGCUGCCGCGUGCCGUCAGCCGCAAGGUCCUCGACCCGCUGAGCCUUGUGCUCGGCUGGGGCUGCUGGCUGGGCGCCGUGCUGCUCAGCAUCUUCCCGCCCCACGACGACUGGCGCGGCAGGGCCGUCUUCGCCCUCGUCCUGGCGCCGCUCGGCUGCCUGCUGCGCUUCUCCCUGGCCGUGCACCUCAACGGGCGGCGGGCGGCCUUUCCGCUCGGCACCUUUGCCGCAAACGUCGCCGGAUCCGCCGUGCUGGCUGGGGCGUGGGACCUCGCGCACUCGCCCGCCGCGGCCGGCGCCGUCGUCGGCUGUCAGGUGCUGCAGGGCGUCGAGGACGGCUUCUGCGGGUGCCUGACGACCGUGUCGACGUGGGUCACCGAGCUGAGCGGCCUCGGCAGGCGGGAUGCGUACGUGUACGGGUCCGUCAGCGUCGUCGUGUCGUUUGCCUUGGUGGUGGCUGUCAUGGGCGGGCUGCGGUGGACCGAGGGCUUCAGCCCACUGACCUGCGGCUGA